Gekko japonicus is the source of this 1834-nucleotide messenger RNA. Its product is annotated as zinc finger protein 660-like. NCBI's taxonomy places the organism in Eukaryota, Metazoa, Chordata, Lepidosauria, Squamata, Gekkonidae. The record is from RefSeq and is a predicted model, not a curated record. Gene Ontology annotation, biological process: regulation of transcription by RNA polymerase II. Gene Ontology annotation, molecular function: RNA polymerase II cis-regulatory region sequence-specific DNA binding; DNA-binding transcription factor activity, RNA polymerase II-specific. The annotation marks the transcript as partial. The transcript is spliced from 5 exons.
GUCACCUCCGGGUUACCUAGGCGCCUCGCGUUUCUCUCGGACUCAUCCCCUCCCCAUUCCUGGCAGCAGCAGAAAAAUGCCUUUGAGGCCUUCUCCGCCAUCUCCUCCAGGUGCUGAAAGGAAAAGAGUCACCAUGCGGCCAGCUCAGGCUGGGGUGUCCUUUGAAGAGGUGGCCGUGUAUUUCACCCAGGGGGAGUGGACCCUGCUGCGCCCAGCCCAGAGAGUUUUCUACAAGAAAGUCAUGCUGGAGACCUUUGGGAACGUGGCCUCUCUGGGACCUGGGAUGGCCAAACCUGACCUCAUAUCCUGGCUGGAGAAAGAAGAAGAGCUUUUUGUCUGCGGCUGCGAUGAAGAGGAAGCGUUGGCAGGAGGUGUUUGGGAGUCAGUGAAUGAAACAAAAGCACAUGUAGAGAUGACGAAAGAAAAAAUAUAUUCUGAAGAGAAUAAUGAAUAUUGCGAUAUACUGAGGAAGGAAGAAGGGAAACCCACACUUAAAGGGAUAAAUAGUUCCAGUCUUUUACCAUGUAACUCUUCUGAAGAAAUUCUGCGACUUCAAAACCUAUGCAGAGGAGAAAAUAGGAAUGAAGGAAAUGUAAGUGGGGAAAGAUUUCCUGAAAUAUCAGACAUUCAGAUGCAUGUGAAUACCCAUAAGGAAGAAAAAGCGUAUAAAUAUCUGGAGUGUAGGAAAGGGGUUGUACAGAAAAAUACCCUGAUUUCCCAUCAAAGAACUCGCACAGAGGUGAAACCAUAUAAAUGCCUGGAGUGCAAAAAGAGCUUCAGUAAGAGUGGGCAGCUUAGUAUCCAUCGAAGAAUUCACACAGGGAAGAGGCCAUAUAACUUCCUGGAGUGUGGGGAAAGCUUUAGUCAGAGUGGAAGCCUUAAAAUACAUCAAAGAAUUCACACAGGAGAGAAAAAAUAUAAAUGCCUGGAGUGUGGAAAAACCUUCAGGCACAGUGGAAGCCUUAAAUUGCAUCAAAGAAUUCACACGGGGGAGAAACCAUAUAACUGCUUGGAGUGUGGGAAAAGCUUUGGGCGGAAAGAGUCCUUUACUUACCAUCAAAGAAUCCACACAGGGGAGAAACCAUAUAACUGCAUGGAGUGUGGGAAAAGCUUCAUUGACAGAAAAAGCCUCAAGUCCCAUCAAAGAAUUCACACCGGGGAGAAGAAAUAUACAUGCCUGGCAUGUGGGAAAAGCUUUAGUCAGAGUGGAAGCCUUAAAUUGCAUCAAAGAAUUCACACAGGAGAGAAAAUCUAUAAAUGCCUGGAGUGUGGAAAAAGCUUUGGGCGGAAAGAUGCCUUUACUUACCAUCAAAGAAUUCACACAGGGGAGAAACCAUAUAACUGCAUGGAGUGCGGGAAAAGCUUCAUUGACAGACCAAGCCUCAAGUCUCAUGAAAAGAUUCACACAGGAGAGAAAAAAUAUAAAUGCCUGGCAUGUGGGAAGAGCUUUAGUCAGAGUGGAAGCCUUACUUUGCACGAAAGAAUUCACACUGGGGAGAAACCAUAUAAAUGCCUGGAGUGUGGAAAAGGCUUCAAUCAGAGUUCCCAUCUUAGUUCCCAUCAGAAAAUUCACACUGGGGAGAAACCAUAUAAAUGUCUGGAGUGUGGAAAGACCUUCCAUCAGAGUUCACAUCUUCGUUCCCAUCAGAAAAUUCACACAGGGGAGAAACCAUAUAACUGCUUGGAGUGUGGAAAAAGCUUUGGGCGGAAAGAGUCCUUUACUUACCAUCAAAGAAUCCACACAGGGGAGAAACCAUAUAACUGCAUGGAGUGUGGGAAAAGCUUCAUUGACAGAAAAAGCCUCAAGUCCCAUCAAAGAAUUCACACCGGGGAG